Osmerus eperlanus (European smelt) is the source of this 2972-nucleotide messenger RNA. RefSeq names its product protein tyrosine phosphatase non-receptor type 2a (gene ptpn2a). The record is from RefSeq and is a predicted model, not a curated record. Gene Ontology annotation, molecular function: protein kinase binding; non-membrane spanning protein tyrosine phosphatase activity. Bases 572 to 1828 code for a protein of 418 amino acids. Gene Ontology annotation, biological process: peptidyl-tyrosine dephosphorylation; negative regulation of receptor signaling pathway via JAK-STAT; negative regulation of ERK1 and ERK2 cascade. The transcript has 11 exons. Gene Ontology annotation, cellular component: nucleus; cytoplasm. NCBI's taxonomy places the organism in Eukaryota, Metazoa, Chordata, Actinopteri, Osmeriformes, Osmeridae.
UAGCUAUCCAAGUUACGGAAUUAGCUGUACUGCCACAUCCUCAAUGUUGCAAGUCAGGAUCCAACAGCAGAGUUACAGUGAAGUGUCUACUAUUCUAAUUACUACUACUCACUGCACUGAUGACCAGGCGGAGGGGCAAGGUGGCGUGGGUUCUGUUGAAGAGUUUCAGAGGAAGAGCUUUGGCACUGCCACCUGCCAGAUCUCCAAAGUCCAGACUACCAGAUUUACCAACAUCUAUCUGUCUAACUUUAGCCAAUGUCGAUGCAGCCACUGGCAGCCCAGGAGUUGAACCCAAUGUGACAUUAGCACAGCUGCUGCCCUGGGACUCUGACAGGAAACUUGGGAUCGGCUCAUCUUCCAGGUUGCAGAGUCUCUCCAUCAUAGAAAGGAAACAUCUUAGGCAGGGCGUCUCUGAACAGUAGGUGGCGAUGGUGCAACUCAUACGUUGGUUAGCAUCUACCUUUAACUUCAAUAGAAGAAGAAGAAAGCUAUUCAUUGGAGUACACACAGAAGUUCGUAUCGAGAGAGACAGAAGAUAACCGACUUCAGGGAUUAGAUUACAACAUAAAAAAUGAAUUUGGAGCAAGAAUUUGAAGACCUAGAUACGUCUGGGACAUGGAAAAAUCUUUACAAUGAAAUUAGAACCCAGUCGAGUGACUAUGAAUACAAAGUAGCAAAAUCUCCAGAAAACCGGAAUCUAAACCGAUACAGGGAUGUUAGCCCUUUUGAUCACAGUCGUGUGAAACUUAAAAACUCUGAAAAUGACUACAUAAAUGCCAGCUUGGUCAUUAUGAAGGAAGCCCAAAGAACCUAUAUUCUAUCACAGGGCCCUUUGACCCACACCUGUGGCCACUUCUGGCUAAUGAUCUGGGAGCAAGGUACCAAAGCUGUUAUAAUGCUCAACAAAGUUAUUGAGAAAGGAUCUGAAAAAUGCGCCCAGUACUGGCCAACAUGUGAGGAACAGCAGAAGUCCCUGCCAGACACAGGUUUUGUGGUGUCAUUACUCUCAGAAGAAGACAAAUCUUACUACACAAUACGAGUGCUAGAACUGCAGAAUACAAAGACAGGAGGUACCAGAGAGAUAUACCACUUCCAUUACACCUCAUGGCCGGACUUUGGUGUUCCAGAAUCCCCUGCUUCCUUUCUCAACUUCCUGUUUAAAGUUCGAGAGUCUGGAUCCUUGGGAUCAGAACAUGGCCCUCCGGUGGUGCACUGUAGUGCUGGGAUUGGACGCUCGGGAACCUUCUCAUUGGUUGACACCUGUCUGGUUUUGAUGGACAAGAGGAAGGAUCCGUCCUCUGUGGACAUUCAGAGGGUUCUGCUGGACAUGAGGGAGCAUCGUAUGGGCCUGAUCCAAACGUCAGACCAGCUGCGCUUUUCCUACAUGGCUAUUAUAGAGGGUGCCAGGGGCAUCAUGGGAGACAGCUCUGUGCAGAAGCUGUCCCCAGAAGACAGAGGGACAGUAUGUGAGUCUCACCCUGCCUUGACGCCCCUGAGACAGCCCUUAAAGCCAGAUGACGAGCCCUUGCCCUGCCUAGCGACUAAUGCCACCUUGGGGCCAGCAGCAAGGGAUGACAAAGUGGCAGGAACACAUACAGAUGGUCACAGCCGGUAUCAAAACCCUGCAGAGGGGGCAAAUAUGCCCAGAAAGAGACGAGAGGAGCGGAUCACCAACAUGGCACAGAAAGUACAGAGAAUGAAGAUUAAGUUGAGUGACACAGAGAGGCAGAGAGAGCAAUGGCUCUACUGGAGACCCAUUCUCUUGAACAUAGGCGCUGGGGCAGCCCUGGCUUUGGGUGUGCUGGUCUGCUGGAUCUGCUCACGGUGAAAAGUCUUCAUGCAUCUUCACUGACCUUUUGCACCAGUACAUGGGAUAUAUGGGAUUCAGAAUUUGUGUGUAUAAAGGGGUAUUUAUUUCUACUAAUCAAAGGACAGAGCACAUGUUAAAAUCUUUAUGAUAACAUGUCAGGAGCUUAAUUUCAGAAACAUUUUUGUCAUCAGUGAUGAUGAAUGUAAUGUAUUAACUUCCUUUAGAUGUUCUGAUUCACCUAACAAUGUUCUAAUGUUUAUUUUUGCAUUAUUUAUGUUUUGUAUACAUCAAGAUAUUUUUUUGUGUAUUUAAAAGUCACAUUUGGAUUGUGAGAAUUCCCUUUAAAUUAAAUUAAUGUUAGGCUGAAAAACUCUACUCGUGCAUGCAAAGUGGAAGUUUCCCAGAACAGAAUUGUCCCUAUCCUUAAUUGAAUCAACACCAGGGCAUUGUCAAGCGCAAGAGCAUCAUUUUGUGAACCAUUUUUAGUUUGAUGCCCUAUUGAUGGUUUCUUACAGUCAGUCAAAUGAAUCUGGUCUUUGAUUUAAUAUUGACUUAAGAUAUGUGAUUUGUUGUCUUACUUGAUAAACCACACACUUGUCUAUUGUUGGUGUGUAACUUGUUAGCGACUUCUACAUUCAGGUUUACCCAUAGUUGGAUAUGGAGUUUUUUUCAUAAUCUGCGAUGGAUAUGAUUGCACAUGUUUCUGAAGUAGUUUAUAUUUAGUUCAUACAUGAGUCAGAAUGUAUUUUAGUACAUUUGUUUUUAAGUUAAGGCUGUACAAUUGCUGUGUGGAUAACCUACAUUUUAUCUGUCACUCUGCAGGUUAUAUUUACAUUUUGAUUCACCAUAGGUUUUCCCAGAGCAUCUUAGACUUUUACACUGGCACCUUUUGAAGAUUUAUAUGGAAAGCAUCUAUGUUAACAUUGUUCAGACUUUUAAUUGUCAAAAUAACACUUAACUGUUAUGUCAUACUAUUUUCAUAUGAUUUAAUUAUUUACUUUUUAUCAGCCACUAUUGGACAUGUUGCAUGUCACACUAGCAACUAAAAUGCUUAAAGAAUUACUUCCUAUUGUACAUCCAUUGCAUGCUAAAUACUCAGGUUUCAAUCCCUACCCGUAACAUGACUGAAAUCCAUCUUAUUUAAGGGAGAGUAAAUGAAGGG